Messenger RNA from Bombina bombina (fire-bellied toad), 1525 nucleotides. RefSeq names its product lysine demethylase 1A (gene KDM1A). The transcript is spliced from 10 exons. The record is from RefSeq and is a predicted model, not a curated record. Bases 146 to 1510 code for a protein of 454 amino acids. Lineage: Eukaryota; Metazoa; Chordata; Amphibia; Anura; Bombinatoridae. Gene Ontology annotation, molecular function: oxidoreductase activity; protein binding.
AUAGGCCGUUGUUUGUGGGUGCGAGCCGCGCAGCUGCAGGACACGCGCUUUCCGUUUGUGUACCUUUCAGUCUCAAGUCUUUUUGGCAGCACAGUAAACGCUUCUCAUACUUAACUGUAUCUUUCCCCCUUACAUAGUCGACCCCAUGCUUGCAGCAAAGAAGCCAGAACCAAGUGGUAGCGGCGAUAAUGGGCCUGAAUUACAGCCCCCAGCCUCGUCCUCAUCGUCCUCUUCUUCUUCCUCUUCUUCCGUAGGGAUCAUGACCUCCCCCGACACCGGGGGCGCCCUGGAGCGAACACCGAGAAAGAAAGAAAGAUCUUCCCCUGGGGGAGAGCAUGGGCAUGUAUCCCAUUCCGUACCCGGAAUCAUGGCCGGUGCUGACGGAGGGAACCAAGAGACCCCUGAGGGAAGGAGGACCAGCCGCAGGAAGAGAGCCAAGGUGGAAUACAGAGAGAUGGAUGAAAGUCUUGCCAAUCUGUCAGAAGAUGAAUACUAUUCAGAAGAAGAAAGAAAUGCAAAAGCUGAAAGGGAGAGAAAAGUACCUCCACCACCUCCUCAAGCUCCCCCGGAGGAAGAAAAUGACAGUGAACCAGAGGAGCCUUCCGGUGUUGAGGGUGCUGCUUUCCAGAGCAGACUUCCUCAUGACAGAAUGACUUCUCAAGAGGCAGCUUGCUUCCCUGACAUUAUCAGUGGACCACAACCAACGCAAAAAGUUUUUCUCUAUAUCAGGAACCGCACUUUACAAUUAUGGUUGGACAACCCUAAAGUUCAGUUGACAUUUGAAGCGACUCUGCAACAGUUAGAAGCGCCUUACAAUAGUGAUUCAGUUCUGGUUCACAGAAUACACUGUUAUCUGGAAAGGCAUGGCUUAAUUAAUUUUGGUGUCUACAAAAGGUUAAAACCUUUACCAACAAAGAAAACAGGAAAAGUAAUAGUCAUUGGAGCUGGAGUGUCUGGACUGGCUGCAGCGCGUCAAUUACAAAGCUUUGGCAUGGAUGUCACACUUUUGGAAGCUAGGGACCGAGUUGGUGGAAGAGUUGCCACAUUCCGUAAAGGAAACUAUGUUGCUGAUUUAGGAGCAAUGGUGGUCACAGGACUUGGUGGCAAUCCAAUGGCUGUAAUAAGUAAGCAAGUAAAUAUGGAAUUGGCAAAAAUCAAGCAAAAAUGUCCACUUUAUGAAGCUAAUGGUCAAGCUAUUCAGGUGCCGAAAGAGAAGGACGAAAUGGUGGAGCAGGAAUUCAACCGUCUUUUGGAAGCUACAUCCUACCUCAGCCAUCAACUGGAUUUCAAUAUUCUUAAUAAUAAACCUGUCUCUCUAGGACAAGCUUUGGAGGUUGUAAUUCAGUUACAGGAAAAACAUGUAAAAGAUGAACAAAUUGAGCACUGGAAAAAAAUAGUAAAAACUCAAGAAGAAUUAAAAGAACUGCUUAAUAAGGUGAGAUUACUUUGCCUAUUAAAGAGAAAUAACACCAAGCACACUUCUUUCCUAACUCAGAGCAUUCAAUUUUAAACACUUUUCUAAUUU